AUGAGUAGAGUGAAUCUCAUAGAAAAAAACUCAGAUUCUGAGUUAGUGCGUUAAGGAGAAGAUGGAGAUUUCCGAAAUUUGUUCAAGCUUGACAAUAUUAGAGAUGGUGUUUCUUUAGGACUAAUUGAAUAAUUAGGAGGAGAGAAAGGAUUCUCAAAAAUAUUUGAGGUUGAUUUGAAGGUAUUAAAAAUAUUGAAAAAUAGAAAGGAGUAUUAGAUGAAGAGCAAGCAAGUAUUUUAAGAAACAGAUUUGGAGCAAAUUUACCAAUAAUAAAAGAGUUAACACCUUUGUGGAAAUUAAUUGUAGAGUGCUUAGGAGAUACAAUGUUAUAAAUUUUAAUAGUAGCAGCAAUAGUAUCAACAAUUUUGGGAAUUAUUGAAGGUGAAGGUGGAUAGUAUGAAGGGUAAAUAAGUUGAUAAAUAUUUAGAAUGACAAUAUUUUUGGCAAUAUUUUUGAUCAUCGGAAUAACAGCAGGUAACAAUUAUGCAAAAGAAAGACAGUUUGCAAAGUUAUAAUCAAAGCUCGAUGAAGGACAUGUAUAAGUAAAGAGAGGAGGGAACGUAGUAACGAUAAGUAAUAAGGAUAUUGUGGUUGGUGACGUAUUGUUAUUUUAAUUAGGAGAUAUUUUCAAUGUUGACGGUAAAUAUAUGAUUUGAUUUAAUUAUAGGAUUAUAUUUAAGUGGAAGUGAAGUUAAGAUUGAUGAAUCAGCUAUGACAGGGGAAUCAGAUGAAAUGUCAAAGGCAUCAUUUGAAGUAUGUUAAAAAGAUCCACAUGGCAAAUCUCCAUUUUUAUUAUCAGGAACUAAGGUUAAUGAAGGAACAGGUGUUAUGCUAGUGCUAUAAGGUAAUAAUUAAAAUUAUAGAGUUAUUUUUAGUCGGAGAUCGAACUGUUCAAAAUGAAAUGAAGAAAUUAGGUUAAAGUGAAAAUACACCUACACCAUUACAAGUUAAAUUAGAAGCUGUAGCUGAAACAAUAGGUAAGGUUGGUGUUGUUGUAGCAAUUUUAACAUUUACUAUUCUUUUAAUCAGACUAUUUAUUGAAUAUGGAACAAAUGAUUUUCCAUUUUGGGAUUAAGUUUGGAACAUGGAUUGUCUCUAAAAAAUAUUACAAUUUUUUAUGAUUGGUGUUACAAUUAUUGUUGUUGCAGUUCCUGAGGGAUUACCUUUAGCAGUUACUAUUACUUUGGCUUUCUCUGUUAAUAAAAUGAAGGAUGAAUAAAAUUUAGUUAAAACUUUAGCAUCUUGUGAAAUUAUGGGUGGAGUUAAUAAUAUUUGUAGUGAUAAAACUGGUACUUUAACUUUAAAUACUAUGUAAUUAAAUGCUUUUUAUUGUUAAGAAGUUAAUUAUAAAGAUUAUUAACUACCAUAAAUUAAAAAUCUAGAAAAACAAUAUUUAGAUCUAUUAGCUGCUAGUAAUCUUUAUAAUUCUAGUGCUUAUCCUAAAAAAGGAUAUAAUGGAAAAUUUGAGUAAAUAGGAAACAAAACUGAAUGUGCUUUGAUUGAAUUUUGUGAUAUGUUAGGUUAUCAACUUUCCAGUUAUAGACCAUCUGAUAAUAUUCUAAGAAUAAUUCCUCUAAACUCUAAAAGAAAAAUGAUGAUUUCUAUUGUUCAUCAUAAUAAUAAAAUUUAUUUGUUUAGUAAAGGAGCCCCUGAAAUGGUAUUGAAAAAAUGCACUAAAUAUAUCAAUUCUAAAGGUGAAGAAGAAAAAUUAACACCUCAAGAUACUAGCAAAAUAUUAUCAAUAAUUGAAGAAUAUGCAGGUUAAGCACUGAGAACAUUAGGAAAUGCAUAUAAAAUAUUAAAUUAUCAUCUUGAAUAUGAUUUUGAUUCCAUUCCUGAAGAAUAUCUUUUAAGUGAUUUGACACUAAUUAAUAUUGCAGGAAUUAAAGAUCCUGUUAGACCAGAUGUUCCUAGUGCAAUUUAAUAAUGUUAUAGAUCUGGAAUUAUAGUCAGAAUGGUAACAGGUGAUAACAUUAAUACAGCAAAAGCAAUAGCUAGAGAUUGUAAAAUUAUAGGUGCAGAUAGUGAACUACAUGAAUAUGAAGCAAUGGAAGGAUCAUAGUUUAGAUAAUUAACAGGAGGGCUUAUUAAAGUGAUUAAGAAUAAAGAAGAAGUCCAAGAAGUAAAAGAUCUAUAGAAAUUUUAAGAGAUUGCAGUUCACUUAAAAGUAUUAGCAAGAGCAACUCCUGAAGAUAAAUUUAUAUUAGCUACAGGGUUGAAAUAACUAGAUAAUGUAAUAGCAGUGACAGGAGAUGGAACAAAUGAUGCUCCAGCAUUAAGAAAAGCAGAUGUAGGAUUUGCAAUGGGUAUUACAGGUACUGAUGUUUGCAAAGAUGCUGCAGAUAUAAUUUUAUUAGAUGAUAAUUUUAGUUCAAUAAUAACAGCAUGCAAAUGGGGUAGAAAUAUUUAUAAUUGUAUACGUAAAUUCAUAUAAUUUUAAUUAACUGUUAAUGUUGUUGCAUUAUUUAUGAGUGUAUUAGGAGCAGCAGUAACAAAGGAGGCUCCUUUAACAAGUAUUUAAAUGUUAUGGGUGAAUUUGAUUAUGGAUACUUUUGCAUCAUUGGCUUUAGCUACUGAACCUCCUAGUGAUAGGUUAUUAAAUAGAAAGCCUUAUGGUAAAAGAGAAAGUAUAGUUAAUUCAAUAAUGUACAGGACAGUUAUUGGAGCAAGUUUAUAUUAAAUAGUUAUAUUGUGUUUAAUAUUAUUCGUUCCUAAUAGUAUCUUUGAUUUUGAUACUGAAUUUAAUAAAGAUUAUGAUAAUAGACCAAUUUAAAGAUUAACAAUGUUCUUUUAAACAUUUGUCUUGAUGCAGAUAUGUAAUUCAAUCAGUUGCAGAAAAUUAGAUGAAGUAUCCUUAAAUCCUUUUAGUGGGUUAUUCAAUAAUCUUUUAUUUUGGUUAAUCAAUUUUAUUGAAGUGUUAGUUCAAUAUUUACUUAUUCUAUUUGGAGGUAAAUUUGCAGUGGUUUGUGAAUUGACUGUAUGGUAACAUUUAUUCUGUUGGAUAUUUGCUUUAGGUGGAAUGAUUGUAGCAAUAAUUGUGAGAACUCUUCCUUCAAAAUGGUUUAAUGGAAUCAAUAUAUUUGCAGAGGAAGAAAUAGAAGAAGAAAAAUUGGAUGAAACAAUAGCAAGUAAAUUGCGUCGUAAGAGUAGCGUAAGAUAUGGAUCAGUUUUAGAUGAGAAUCAUGAGAAUAAGAGAUCAGUUUAAAAAAGAUUAUCAAUCUUUAAAGAAUGAAAC
Paramecium sonneborni is the source of this 3235-nucleotide messenger RNA. The record is from the annotation of a GenBank genome assembly. Lineage: Eukaryota; Ciliophora; Oligohymenophorea; Peniculida; Parameciidae.